AUGCAAUCUCUGGUCCCUGACAAAGGAGGAAUGAAGAGUGCUUCGCUAAAGGAUUUAUGUCCCGAAGACAAGAGGCGCAUCGCAAACUUAAUUAAGGAGCUCGCCAGGGUGAGCGAAGAGAAAGAGGUGACGGAGGAGCGAUUGAAGGCGGAGCAGGAGUCCUUUGAGAAGAAGAUCAGACAACUGGAGGAACAGAACGAGCUCAUCGUCAAAGAAAGGGAAGCCCUGCAGCAGCAGUACAGAGAAUGCCAGGAACUGUUGAGCCUGUAUCAGAAGUAUCUCUCCGAGCAGCAAGAAAAGCUCACGCACUCACUUUCGGAGCUGGAGGCGGCCAAGCAGAAAGAGCACCAGAUGUCCCAUCAGAGAAGUUUCUGCCAACCGCAGUUUGAGCCAGACGGGUCCUACCUCAAUAUAGCAAGACCACAGACUCUAUACCAGAACAACAGAAGUGGUCCGUUUGCAUCCGUGGCUCAGCCGUGCCAGAAUAGCCACAUCCCUGUGGCGCCGCUCCAUGAUGGUAGGCCAGAAGACCGGAGCAGAUGCCUGCUGGAAAACAGGUUGCACGGAAAAUGCAACAACCUGGUGUCCCCAGGAAAAUCGGAGGAGCUUCCCCAAACAAAAAGAACUCCUGAUGCGGGUCAGGGGAGCGACGGGUGCCCUCUUCCAACAUGCGCUUUUCACAAAAAGGCUUGUAACGCAGACCACCACUUCUUCCAAGAGGGCUACCACACUCCAAGAAGACCUUCCGGACCGCGUUGCGGAUCGUCCCCGGAUCGUUCUGGCCUGUCGCAUUCGUCUGCGCCGAGUGGCAGCCCGGGCUCCAGGUCCAAGGAGAAGAGGCGGGACCCACGGCUGUCGGAAGGAAGGAGGAAGCAGCUCUUGCUGCAGAAAAUGGAGCUGGAGAUCGAGAAGGAGCGCCUGCAGAACCUCUUGGCCGAAAAGGAGGCCAAGUUAUUGCUCCAGCAACAGCAGCUGUGCCAAUCCAGGCUGGCUUACAACAGGUGUAAAAGCCAUCGUCUUAAUUCAGAAGAUCUUCUGGUUGAUGCGGUGCUGAUGAGACCGGGUGGGCUGCCCUCGCGAUGAAGCGGCCCUCAUGCGGGUACCUCAG
Molecule: messenger RNA, 1108 nt
Organism: Sphaerodactylus townsendi
Lineage: Eukaryota; Metazoa; Chordata; Lepidosauria; Squamata; Sphaerodactylidae
Product: KIAA1328 ortholog
Exons: 6
Coding region: 1-1083 (360 amino acids)
Source: RefSeq, a predicted model, not a curated record